This is a messenger RNA of Postia placenta MAD-698-R-SB12, 819 nucleotides long. RefSeq lists its product as hypothetical. Bases 1 to 819 code for a protein of 272 amino acids. Gene Ontology annotation, biological process: actin cortical patch localization; plasma membrane tubulation; endocytosis. NCBI's taxonomy places the organism in Eukaryota, Fungi, Basidiomycota, Agaricomycetes, Polyporales, Adustoporiaceae. The record is from RefSeq and is a predicted model, not a curated record. The transcript has 6 exons. Gene Ontology annotation, cellular component: actin cortical patch. Gene Ontology annotation, molecular function: lipid binding; protein binding.
AUGGUCUUCGCCAAUCUCUCCGCGCACGAGAAGGAUGCAUUCUUCUCCCUCCUCGACGAAUACUUCUCCGCCCGUCCUGAUCUGCUCGCGAGCGGUGUCACCCCAGAGGCGGGGCACGCCGCUGCCGCAUCCGCACUACAGAGUGCGUUCAGUAAGACCAGCCCCAAGGACGUCGCUUCCGCUGUGAACGCAGCCAGCGGGUUCAGGAGAGCCAUCCCCCCUCCAGCUGCACCGGUAAGCACAGGGCCUCUGCGAGAGAUCGAGCCAUCUUUCGGUCGUGUAGCCGCCGCCGCCGCGGCGUUUAGUUCCCCUAUUACUGCUCAAGGCCCUCGCCCGCCUGCCCGCUCCAAGCCCACAGGUCUACAGGAAGAAAAGGUGAGCAUACCCCGCGCCCACAAAUUUGGAGAUGUCGACAUUUCUUCGGGCAAGGCGAUGUUUUCGUCGCUGCGCAACUCAACGGCGAACAAGACAGCGACUCCUCCGCCGGUAGCGCCGCCCACCCCUCCCGCGUUUGCAUCUCGAAAGAACAAUCUGGGGGCGCCGCCGCCGGUCAGGCGCGUAAACUCAGCUACAUCUAUUGCAUCGAGAGCGGAGACGGCACCCUCUCCACCACCCCCACCACCUCCGCGGCCCCAUCAAGAGCCCGAGGGCGACUGGGCUGAGGUCGUGUAUGACUAUUCCAGCGAGGAUCCGGGAGAUCUCGAAAUCAAAGAGGGCGAGAGGGUUCUCAUCGUGGAACGAACUUCAGACGACUGGUGGACGGGCGAACUCGACGGCAGGAGGGGUCUUGUGCCCGCUGCAUACGUGAAGCUCAUAUAG